AGCUCCUCCCUUUCACCGAGGAUGUAAAGGACAUGCACAUGCACCUUGAUAAGUGUAGACCUGAAUACCAAAACAGCCUAAAGAAAAAUCCUAAUAAGAAGAACUGGUCCAAGCUUGCUAGUUUGACUCUUUGUGAAGUGAUACUUUUUAAUCGCAGAAGAGAAGGUGAGGUGUCAAAGAUGCCACUUAGUGCAUUCACCCUAAGAGACACUUCUGGAGUUCAUUCAGAUUUGGCAGUAGGACUGUCAGAGUUGGAGCAAAAGCUUUGCCAGCAUUUUCAGCGCAUUGAAAUAAGAGGAAAACGAAACAGGAAAGUUCCCAUCCUUCUAACACCAGACAUGCUCUCCUCAAUGGAGGCCUUGGUUGUACAUCGGCGGGCUUGUGGAGUGCCUGAUGAAAAUCCCUUUUUCUUCUCCAGACCUGAAGCGGUUACUCACUUGAGGGGAUCAGAUGCAAUCAGACAGAUUGCAAGGGAAUGUGGGGCCAAGCAUCCUGAAACUCUGUCAUCAACCAAGUUGAGAAAGCACAUUUCCACACUGUCCACUGUGCUUAACUUGAAAGAUAAUGAGAUGGACAUACUUGCAAAUUUUCUUGGCCAUGACAUCCGGGUCCAUAGGCAGUACUAUAGACUACCUGAAGGAACAAUGCAGCUGGCUAAAGUCAGCAAAGUGCUGAUUGCCCUAGAACAGGGCCGACUGUCAGACUUCAAGGGAAUGAGCCUGGACCAAAUCCAAAUCGAUCCUGAAGAGGAAGUGCCAGAGGCUAUGGAAAGCGAUCUCUCAGAGACAGAGGCACAAGAGUCAUCUGUGAGCUCUAGGUCAUCAGGCUCUUCAAGAUCUAAAAAAAGACUAAUGACUGAUGAGUCUGAUGAUGACAUUGCACCCACAGCAUCUUCAACACCUAAGAGAAGAAUGCAAGAUGUUGAAUCUGACAGUGAUGACCCUAAAACCGGAACCUCAAGCUCCAACAGAGAACAGCAGCCCUUUGAUGAUCCUGGCAGUGUUGAACCUGCUACCACAGGUAACCCACAGACUGAGGCCAUGACACCUGAUACCCAACACGCCUUGUUUGGUCUUUACCUUUGUCACACAGAACUGCUAAACGUGCCCCUACAAACUCUUAAAGAGGUGGAACACUCCCUCAGCUCCUCCCUUUCACCGAGGAUGUAA
Molecule: messenger RNA, 1169 nt
Organism: Perca fluviatilis (European perch)
Lineage: Eukaryota; Metazoa; Chordata; Actinopteri; Perciformes; Percidae
Exons: 6
Coding region: 33-1169 (378 amino acids)
Biological process (GO): DNA recombination; DNA integration
Molecular function (GO): DNA binding
Source: RefSeq, a predicted model, not a curated record